AUGAACGACCUGCCUAAGAAAUGCACUCCAGAGGAGGUGAUCUCGGCCGUCGAGGCGUACCGCAAAUUCGCCGCCGAACAUGCUCGCGAAUCCUUGGAGUUGCUUAUCCGUAAGGGCGAAGAGCAGGAACUAGGACCAGGCUGGGAGGGUGAAGACGAAGCCAAGAUCACCGCGGCAAGGCUCUCUUCGUGCGAGCAAUAUCUACACGCUGAGGAUGGGCUACCUGGUUUCAAUUCGCCGCGCGAGCUGCUAUCCCGUUACGAGGAGGUCGUUGAUCGGUAUGCUCUGGACGGUGUCGUACGGUGGCAUCGAAAAGGCGCCCGCCGGAAUGCCAGCAUGAGCACUGAGGAGUACAUGAAGAUCCUCGACCAGGCCAUUCGAGAUAGCAUCUCUAUACCCACCUCUAUACCCUUUGAAGCAUCGAUCCCUGAAGAAUACAAGACCCUAAUGCAACAUGUCGAUUCGUUACAUGGCGUGGGCUUGCCCAUCCAACGACGUCCGCCGCCCUUCUGGGUAGGCUACAUCGAAGGCGAGGAUACGAUUAAGAGCCGUGUGCUGGCCAAAGAACGUAUCAACGGUCUUCAAAGCGCCUGGCUCCAUGGCUAUGAGAUAGCUACAGGAUGGGAGGCUGGGAAGACUGAUGACGGUUACAUCUUUGUGGUACUUUGCCAGAGCGAGGAAAUGGGGAAACCAUGGCAUUGGAGGUAUGCCAGGGUCGAGUGGUCUACGCCAGAUGGUGAGGUGUGGGAUGAUAUCCCUAGUUUCCUGGAAUACCAUGCGCAACGUCUCCCUUCUAAUGCGAAAGACCCGUUUAUUCCUUUAGAUGAUGAGCCGUGA
This is a messenger RNA of Arthroderma uncinatum, 837 nucleotides long. RefSeq lists its product as uncharacterized. Lineage: Eukaryota; Fungi; Ascomycota; Eurotiomycetes; Onygenales; Arthrodermataceae. Bases 1 to 837 code for a protein of 278 amino acids. The transcript has a single exon. The record is from RefSeq and is a predicted model, not a curated record.